AUGGAACUCAAGAUAAGUGUUUGCACGCAGCCCCUGCAGCGACAGGUCGACAAUCUGCACUUUUCGACACCUCACCUUAGCGAGUGCCGAACCGCACAACCGUCCUUCACCAUCGCUGCCGGCUUAGCCAUUGACACGGAGGACCCUACCCGCAGCCUCUCCCCUUUUCAUCCCCGUCCUUUCCACUUUGUCGUUUGCUACCUUAUUCCCCCCAUUUACAUGUCGGUGCAUAUUGACCCUGGCUAUGGCACAAGAGUCAUGCGACGAGUUGUCGUGACAGGGCUCGGCGCCAUUUCGCCCUUCGGUGUUGGCGUGCGUACCACGUGGAAACGUCUGUUGGCUGGAGAAUCUGCCAUCACCAGUGUGGCUGACUUAGAGCCGCGAAGCCGCUGGAAAGAUCUGACGAGCACAGUUGCUGGAGUAGUCCCCAGUCAUGGCUCAGGUCCCGAUCAGUGGCGGCCGGGUGACUGGCUGGACGCCACGGAACAACGUCGCAUGUCCAAGUUUGCCCAGUACGCCGUAGCAUGCGCCGACAUGGCAAUGAAAGAUGCCGGGUGGAAUCCGCAGAGCCAAGAGGACAAGGAGGCCACGGGCGUGUGUCUUGGCAGCGGUAUAGGAAAUCUCGAGGAGAUUUACGAGACGAGCUUGGCCUUCAACCAACAAGGCUACAAGAAGGUUUCACCACUCUUCGUUCCCAAGAUUCUCAUCAACUUGGCCGCCGGCCAUAUCUCAAUGAAGUACGGAUUGCAAGGCCCCAACCAUUCCGUCACGACCGCCUGUACAACGGGUGCUCAUUCCAUGGGAGAUGCGAUGCGAUUCAUUGCUUUUGGUGAUGCCGACGUCAUGGUUGCCGGCGGAACGGAAUCCUGCAUCCAUCCCCUGACCUUUGCUGGUUUCGGGAGGGCAAGGUCCCUCUCCACAGCUUACAACCACCACCCCCACGCCAGCUGUCGUCCCUUCGACCGCGACCGAAAUGGUUUCGUCGUUUCGGAGGGGUCGGCAGUCCUUGUCCUCGAGGAACUCGAGCACGCCAAGGCCCGCGGAGCCAACAUCUACGCGGAGGUGAGGGGCUACGGGUGCAGCGGCGACGCGCAUCACAUGACGGCCCCGCGGGAAGACGGACACGGAGCAUUCCGCGCCAUGAAGCUUGCUCUGAAGAACGCGGAAGUUCGACCGGCCGAGGUGAGCUACAUCAACGCGCAUGCAACAGGGACACAGGUUGGCGAUGCGGCAGAAGCUUCCGCGAUACGAAGCAUCAUGACAGGCGAGGAGGGUUACGCAGACGAGUCACAGGUGACUGUGAGCAGCACCAAAGGUGCCGUUGGCCAUCUGCUAGGGGCGGCUGGCGCCAUCGAGGCCCUGUUCGCCGUGCUAUCGGUUGCAGAGGAUAUCGUGCCGCCUACGCUGAACCUCGAGAAUCCAAAUGUCGGGGGAUCCAUGAAUAUGGUACCCCUCGAGGCACAAGCGAAACAGGUUAACGUUGCUAUUUCCAACAGCUUUGGCUUUGGCGGGACGAAUGCCUCGCUGGUUUUUUCCAAAAAUCAGAAUAACCAUGCGAUGACGGCUGCGCCCGCGAAAUGUCUAAAUUGGCUCUGGCUUAGACUCAGACUUUGGGCACACCAUAAGAGAGGCUUUAUGGAAAGCUUCGCAUUUCUUCGAGAGAAGCACGGUACGCAGACGUGGUGGACAUGGCCCGAAGUUCCGCCGGCCUGGCAUGUGCUAGCUCGAAAUUUCCCAUUCGAUGUGUUCAUGAACUUUUUUUUGGAUGACGUCCAGACUUUUGGUGAGCUCCGCGUUUCUGGGCCCAAGCUGCUGGUCAACGUCCAAUACCCCGAUUCUCCGGCUCACGAGACCUCGAUUGACCGCAUACACUUUCGAAUCAAUCGACGACCCCCUUUACACCCAUCACCCACGCGACAUUCCGAGAUAAGACACGGAACCCGCUGCCGAUACCAGGCAAGACUCCUAGCCCGGAGCCUACGCGCCACCGCCGACCUGGCGUCCGCAUCGCCGUCCCAGCAGACAUCCAUCGCCGCGACGGCGCGCCGAGCGGCGGUACUGACGACAUCCAAGACCGGCGGCCCAGCCGCGACUACCACCAUAGGAAGGAGGCACUUCAGCCAGACGGCGACGCGGCGGGACGCGGCGCCGUCUUCCGGCGGACUCAAGCAGGCCAUUGCGUCGGGCAUGAUGGCCGCCGCGCCAAAGACCAUGGCCGCGACCCUGACCACCUCCCGUCUCGAGGCGCUAUACAAGAUCUGUUCGUCGCCGGCGCUGUACAAGAUCUCGGAGCAGGAGCGCGCCAAGGAUAUGGUGCGCAUGACGGCCGAGGGGGAGGAGGUUGGAGACCCCAUUGGGCCGUGGUUGCAAUUCCUCGACCUCCAACCGGGUUUCAGCUCCUGGUCCCAAGCCACGAUGCUGCACAUGUACCUCGUCCUCGCCCGCCUGCGCUGCCUCGACCGCGACAGCUCCCGCAACCUGCAGCACCAGUUCAUCGACCAGUUCUUCUUCGACUGCGAGCGCAUGAUGCACCUCAAUCACGGCAUGACCUCGUCCGCCCUCCGCCAGCGCUACCUCAAGGAAAUCUUUGUCCAGUGGCGCGGCCUCAUCGCCGCCUACGACGAGGGCGUCGUCAAGGACGACAAGGUCCUCGGCGCCGCCGUGUGGCGGAACCUGUUCAAGAGCCGCGAGGAUGCCGACCUGCGACAGGUCGCUGCCGUGGUCGGGUGGAUGCGCGCUACGCUGCAGGACCUCGAGGCGGCGCCCGUGGAGGACAUUCUGGUGGCGCCGGCUAAAGUGUUCAAGAGGGAUGUGAGGGAGAUGUUUGCUCUUGUUGAUGCUGUUGGGCCGCAGGUCAAGGGGGAUGUUGCGAAGCUUGGGGGUGGCCAGGAGCAGGCGGCGGUAAAGGCACAUUCUGAACGAUUCGUGGGUCGCCGCAGUGUAUCGAUUUUUGGGGAAGAUGACGAGAAUCAUGUACAGCAUUUGACGGACGUCGCAGACUGUUCCCAGACAGAAUGGAAAAUCACGAAUAAGAUUCCAUCCAACUCAGCAUUUCUUGCAAAUGUAGUCAUCUUAUCGCUCCUUCCCGUACCAUGA
Molecule: messenger RNA, 3096 nt
Organism: Colletotrichum lupini
Lineage: Eukaryota; Fungi; Ascomycota; Sordariomycetes; Glomerellales; Glomerellaceae
Product: 3-oxoacyl-(acyl-carrier-protein) synthase 2
Exons: 13
Coding region: 1-3096 (1031 amino acids)
Biological process (GO): fatty acid biosynthetic process
Molecular function (GO): 3-oxoacyl-[acyl-carrier-protein] synthase activity
Source: RefSeq, a predicted model, not a curated record